This is a messenger RNA of Aspergillus versicolor CBS 583.65, 1215 nucleotides long. RefSeq names its product bromodomain-containing protein. The record is from RefSeq and is a predicted model, not a curated record. Gene Ontology annotation, cellular component: histone acetyltransferase complex. NCBI's taxonomy places the organism in Eukaryota, Fungi, Ascomycota, Eurotiomycetes, Eurotiales, Aspergillaceae. Bases 1 to 1215 code for a protein of 404 amino acids. Gene Ontology annotation, molecular function: histone H3 acetyltransferase activity; protein binding. The transcript is spliced from 2 exons. Gene Ontology annotation, biological process: chromatin remodeling; positive regulation of transcription by RNA polymerase II.
AUGGCCAACAACAGUCAGGACCUCCACGCCACAAAACACAUCACCACAGAAGAACCAGAUACUGCGUCUGAUGCCAAAAGAAUCAAAGAUUUCCAUGAUGAAGUCGCAGUAUCAAUCGUGAAGCCUUCAGCUAUAACACGAGUGAUUCCCUUCCCGGAUAAACCUGCAGUUAUAGAGGAGCAAAACGGCGAGAUUGAAUACAGAGUCGUUAACAAUGAUGGAUCUACAGAGAGUAUGAUUGUCCUAACGGGCCUCAAAUGUCUGUUCCAGAAACAGCUUCCGAAAAUGCCGAAAGAUUACAUCGCGCGUCUUGUCUAUGACCGCACACACUUGUCCAUCGCCAUUGUCAAACAGCCGCUGGAAGUUAUUGGUGGGAUAUCGUUUCGGGAAGUCCGGCAUCGCGGGUUUGCUGAGAUUGUGUUUUGCGCAGUCGCGGCUGAUCAGCAGGUGAAGGGAUACGGUGCGCAUCUCAUGGCUCACUUGAAGGAUUAUGUCAAAGCCACAUCGCCAGUGAUGUACUUCCUGACUUAUGCUGACAAUUAUGCCAUCGGGUAUUUCCAAAAACAAGGGUUUACCAAGGAGAUCACUCUCGACGGUUCUAUUUGGAUGGGCUACAUCAAGGACUACGAAGGAGGAACACUCAUGCAAUGCUCCAUGAUCCCUCGAGUACGCUAUCUUGAAGUUGGCCGCAUGCUUCUAAAGCAGAAGGAAACUAUUCUAGCUAAAAUGCGUCCGCUAAGCAAGAGUCACAUUAUUCACCCACCACCUCAGCAAUGGGCAAGCGGCGUCAUUACUCCAAUUGAUCCGCUAUCUAUUCCUGCUAUCCAGGCAGCUGGGUGGUCUCCUGAUAUGGAUGAGUUAGCACGGCAGCCACGCCAUGGCCCUCAUUUCAACGAGCUUCGACGUUUUCUCAACAAGAUCCAAAACCAUAAACAAGCAUGGCCCUUCCUUCUUCCCGUUGAUAAAGAUGAGGUUCCGGAUUAUUAUACUGUCAUCAAAUCUCCCAUGGACCUGUCAACCAUGGAAGAAAGACUAGAGAGCGAUUCUUACACCUCCCCGAAAGACAUGAUUAACGAUCUGAAGCUGGUUAUCAGCAAUUGUCUAAAGUACAAUGACCCAACAACGGUAUAUGCCAAGUGUGCCAUCAAGUUGGAGAAGUACAUGUGGACACUGAUCAAGGGGAUUCCGGAGUGGGUUGAAUUACUCGAAAAUUAA